Molecule: messenger RNA, 543 nt
Organism: Eucalyptus grandis
Lineage: Eukaryota; Viridiplantae; Streptophyta; Magnoliopsida; Myrtales; Myrtaceae
Product: kinesin-like protein KIN-14A
Exons: 3
Coding region: 1-543 (180 amino acids)
Source: RefSeq, a predicted model, not a curated record
AUGUACUUAGGUAAUCUCUAUGCUUCAGAUGCCUUUCUGACAAUAAUCAACAUUACAAUUCUAGGGGGCUGGAUCUGUCGAUUUGGCAAAAAUGAGAUCCACAUUGUUAUGCAAGGAGAGCGCACUCUUUGUACUGAUCCUCGAACGCCCAACUUGCUUGUUCAAAGCAUGAAUGGCAAGGAACCUCACAUAAGGAAAUCGCUGCACACCAUAGGGAGGAAGCUCAUCAAUGGAUUUGAAAGGAGGAACCAAAGAAAUGUGACAGAAGCUCGUUCACCUGUCAGAGGCUCUACUACUUGCAUUAAAAAUGGCGUAUUGGUAAUUGCAGCCAACACACGGACACAAAAUGGAGUAUUGGCAAUUGCAGCCAACACACGGACACCUAGGAGACAAUCACUAACAGGUGCUGGUUCAGACCAGUCUCGCUGGUCUUCUCUGGGUGGCAAGUCCACUAAUUCCAAUGUAAAAGACACAAGGAAUGCCAAGACGCCUCCUCCAGUCCACCCAUUAUCUACGAUAGCAAAGUGUUGGCUGUGGCUAUAG